Messenger RNA from Olea europaea var. sylvestris, 417 nucleotides. RefSeq lists its product as uncharacterized. The record is from RefSeq and is a predicted model, not a curated record. The coding region runs from base 1 to 417 and encodes 138 amino acids. The transcript has 2 exons. Lineage: Eukaryota; Viridiplantae; Streptophyta; Magnoliopsida; Lamiales; Oleaceae.
AUGUCUCCAUACCGCCUGAUUUUUGGGAAAGCGUGUCAUCUACCAUUGGAGUUGGAGCAUCGAGCAUAUUGGUCUAUGAAACAGUUGAAUAUGGAUCUCAAAGCUGCUGCUUAUGAGAACUCAAAGUUGAUCAAGGAGCGCACCAAGAGAUGGCAUGAUUUAAACAUUCAGAGUCGAGAGUUUGAAGUUGGCCAGAAAGUGUUAUUGUACGAUUCUAGACUCAAACUCUUCCCAGGAAAGCUAAGAACAAGGUGGUUGGGUCCCUAUACCAUAACUAAGGUGAUGCAAUAUGGGGCUAUUGAAGUGAGUCACGGGACCAAAUGCACUUUCAUCGUCAAUGGGCAAAGACUGAAACAUUAUUGGGGCUGUAAUUUCCCUAAGCAGAAGUCCACUGUACAACUCAACAACCCAACGUGA